Puntigrus tetrazona (Sumatra barb) is the source of this 615-nucleotide messenger RNA. RefSeq lists its product as uncharacterized. The record is from RefSeq and is a predicted model, not a curated record. Gene Ontology annotation, biological process: spermatogenesis. NCBI's taxonomy places the organism in Eukaryota, Metazoa, Chordata, Actinopteri, Cypriniformes, Cyprinidae. The transcript has 4 exons. The coding region runs from base 1 to 615 and encodes 204 amino acids.
AUGAAUCCCCUGUGGAAAGUCUAUAAGAGUAAGGUCAUGAAGACCCUCAACCCGGAGAUGGAGGAAGACGCGGUGGAAGAGGUCACUGAUGCUGCUGAAGAUAUCACACCCAUCCAGUCCGAUGAAGGACCCAGUUCCAUGACACAGCUGGCCAAGAGGAUGCAGGGAGCCGGAGCUAAAGGAUGGAAAAGUGUUUCGUCUCUAUUCAACAAGGACGAUGAACACCAGCUUCUGGAGGCGGACAAUCAGCCAGCAGCGGAUCAUCCACUGGCAGUGAAGCCCGAAGAGCCUCCUCGACCCAACAAGCGCAGCACUGGAUUCUGGGAUAACUUUGCGACUAAGUGGCACCAAGGGGCCGCCAUGAGGCAAGCGGAGGCGGCGGAGGCAGGAGGCGAGGCCGGUCAGGAGGCGUGCAGCGAGAGCGGGGCGAGAGCAGAAGACGGAGAGCAGGUCGGUCAGGAGGCCGAGGCGGGCGACGGCGGCGGCACGGGAAACAGCUUCUCCAAAUACGCCACGCUCGGAGGAGACAGCGAAGACGCCCCGGCCUUCAAGUGGAACUUUGUCACCAGCAAACUGGCCGAGCUGAAGACCAAGAGCAUGGCCAAGAGCAACUAG